UUUUUUAGAGGCAACAGCCUUAGUUGCGACAUGAGCGGAGGAGGUAACCGCGUAGUUAUGUUGACAAACAGUCAGUCUUUCGCGUUUGCGAGAUAUAUUUUAUUCGGUAGUACUAAUAACAAUCAGUUUUGUGAUCAAUGGAGCAUCUUCAAUAUUCUCGGUGACAUCACGCACUAAAGGAGACCAACUGACUUUAAUUGAAUGCGACGAGGUCUGCUCAAGGCGGCUGUUUCUAUACGACUCCGCUUGCGACACUCGCUUCAAUCGCAGUAAAAUAUAUUCAAAACUCUUGUUCAUAUUGACAAAACAUGACCCAGUACAUCGCUGGCUUGAUCUGCGCGCUAGUCCUGGCCGCUUUUAUGGUCGUCUGGUUUGCUUACUGCAUGUUCGUAAGAGAACGCCAUAAGGACGAGCAUCAUUACAACAUUUCGGAUAUAAUAAAGAGGAAUACGAUACUAUCAGAGCUUGAAGCUUGCGAGACGACAGAAGAGAAGAAGAGUGGGCUGGUGGCUGGUGUAUUUAUUCUUCCGUCGCGGCACAAGCAUAAGGAGAAGGAGAAGGAAGAGAAAGAUGAUUACGACAAGAGACCAGAUUACCCGGAGAGUCCAGUGCCUUUACAAUUGAGCACAGAGAAGCUAGUGGAAUUGUUGAACGACGGUGAGAAAGAUGACUUUUAUAAGGACGGCACGCUUGAGAUAGGCUCUAAUGCGACUUAUAUUAGUGAUGUUUAGGUAUUAUUGUGUAGCAUAAGUGCCAUUUUCAACCAAAAGAGUCUUAUCGGUUGUCAAUAAAGCGCUAUUUCCAUAUAGCUUCAAUAUAAAAUCAACCUUAUCGACAACCGACAAUGUUACCACAUUUCCAUCCUUUUGGAUAACGUCACAUCACGUAAGAACCAGUGAAAUCAAUACAAUUUGCAUUAAAAUCUAAAUUUUGUUAUCUGCCUCUAUCGCUCGAAUACGCAAGAGCGAUGGACAGGCAAACAGACGGGCAAACGAACGAAGUGUUUUGCGGUUAUAUCCUUGGUUCAUAAUAUUUUGAAAACAUACUCUACUACUAAUAUGGUGGACAUGGUGGUGCAUUUAAAUACUGCAUUAAAAUGUCAGUCAAGAGAUUAUUGUGCGAAUCUUUAUACGAAAGUACUUGGACGUUUUACCAUUAAUUGAGCCGAUGAAUGGAGCCAUGCUGCUGAUGUUUAAUUGCCAUUGUGUAUUAUACAGCCAGUGACAAAAUGUAGUAAGUUUAAAGACAUAUUUCACGGUUGCAUGUCGAGAUUAUUGAGUCUAAUUACCUAACUUGCACCUAAUUUGGACUCUCUGUAUGCUGCAGAUAUACAUAAUAUACGUAGGUAUACUUAUAUAAGAAUAUACUAAUAUAAAAAAUAGCAAUUAAUAAAUUAUAUGAAUUAUCACGUAACAAAGUUGAUACUAAGGCGAAUAAUUUUUAAUUUUAUAGUGAUUUUUUGUAAAAUUAAAACUAAAUACAAAAUGUUCUCAUUUUAUUUUUCAUCUUACAUUUAAAUAUAACCCCUGUAUUUAAGCAAAAUAACAUAUUUUCACACGAUUGCAAAGACUUGCCAAUAAAUCCCAAUUAAACAUAACCAAUAUUUAAUUAACUCCUUUA
Molecule: messenger RNA, 1620 nt
Organism: Cydia splendana
Lineage: Eukaryota; Metazoa; Arthropoda; Insecta; Lepidoptera; Tortricidae
Exons: 2
Coding region: 309-731 (140 amino acids)
Source: RefSeq, a predicted model, not a curated record